CUUGGUGGGUGACUCAUCGUUCGCUUGCAUGUAUUUUUGGCACAGAACAAACAACAAGGCAAAGAAGCAAGAAGCAAGAAGCAAGAAGGACCGCCUGCACGACUGGUUUGCACCCAAAACCAGUGCGAGCGUGCGGUGUCGGCAGGAAUCAGCAGUCAGCAGAAUGCCUGCCUUAGCUGUCAGCAAGGGGUGACAGGCAGAAGUGCGAUCGCACCCAGUGCCGUGUUCAUUUUCACAUCGACCAAGACGAGCAACCAAGCAAAACCACGAAGGAACAAGACGGGCAAGAAGAAGAACAACAACAAGAGAACAAGACAAGCAAGAAGAAGAACAACAAGGAACAACACCACCGACAAGGAACAACCAAGACAAGACAAGAGCAAGAUGGCAGACCAGGAUCAGCAAGGGCAGCAGCCAGCCACUGCACAAGCUCCCAACAGCUCUGUCGCGGCGCGGCUGACGUUUGAGAGCACAAGCGAGUUUGUGGCUUACUCGCGUGGACAGCGGCACAAGAUCAACAGCGUGUUCCAUGUGCAGGCGCCAGAGUACCAGGGCGAGGAAGCCGCGCGCGGGGCGGUGGACAUUGUGGCCGUGAUUGACGUGAGCGGAUCCAUGUCCGGCUCCAAGCUGGACCUUGCCAAGGCCACGCUGGAGUUUCUCAUCAAGAACCUGUCGCAAACGGACCACAUGGGCCUCGUCGUGUACCACUCCGACGUGAGCGUUGCCUUCCCGCUCACACGCAUGGACGCUGAGGGCAAGCGCACGGCGACGGCCGCCCUGUCCACGCUGCGCGCGCAGCGCUGCACCAACCUCAGCGGCGGGCUCUUCAAGGGGAUUGAGAUGAUGCAGGGCCGCGAGCGGUCUGCAGCCAGCGUGUCCUCUGUGCUGCUCAUGACAGACGGCAUCGCCAACGAGGGCGUGCGCGGGCCCAACCUCAUCACCGCCACGCGCCAGCUCAUGGGCGACAACCCAAGCUACUCCCUCUACACCUUUGGCUACGGCAGCAACCACGAGGAGGAGCUGCUCAAGGACCUGUCCGAGGUGGGCAACGGCAUGUACUACUACAUUGAGAACAACGACACCAUCCCGGAGUCCUUUGGCGACUGCCUGGGCGGCCUGCUCUCCGUCGUCGGCCAGAACGUCAAGGUCACCAUCACCACGCAGAACGGCGCCAAGAUCACCACCCUGCACACGCAGCGCCAGCACACGGUGUCCUCGGAUCGCACGCGGGCGGAGAUCCAGCUGGGCGACAUCCAGGCCGAGGAGCAGCGGGACCUCCUGGUGGAGCUGGACAUCCCGCCACUCGAGUUGCCGCAGCCAGACAAGAACGACCGCACCACCACCACCACCACCACCACCGCCGCUGCUGUUCACAACAACGACGACGACGAGGAUGAGGACGACGAGGGCGAUGGCGAUGACGUCAAGCCAGCAUCAGAGAAAGACGCAGAGAAGGAGGAAGAGCAGCAGGAGGAGAAGGACACAGAGACAGCGGCCAAGUGUGAUGAUGAUGUGAAGAAGCCGCGCCCAGAGGAUGUGGGCGUGCCGCACGUGACGUAUGCUGCGGCCGUGCUGGAGUAUGUGAACGUAAUCAGCGCAGCGUUUGAGAAGGAGACGGCUUCGCUGACGCUGACGCGGCCGGCACAGGCGCCGCCCAAGGCUCAGCCCGACAAGAACGUGCGUCGGCAGGUGCGGCGCGUGGAGGCCGCCAACGCCAUGCGGGAAGCGCUGCAGGCAGCGCGUCGCGGCGACUUUGCGUCGGCACAGGCAAACCUGACCACGACCAGCGCAGCCAUGCGCACGGAGGCGGCCGCGGACGAUUACAUCCAGCAGCUGCUCACGGACAUGGACGAGUGCCAGGGCAACUUCAGCACGCCCGCGGCCUACAAUGGCGCUGGCAGGUACAAGGCCACGGCCAUGAUGCAGAUGCACUGCAACCAGCGCGCCUCGGCGCCUUCGACUUACACCACAGCGUCCCGUGGUGUCAUGCGCAAAAAGGCAAAGGACAGCUCCGUCUUCAGCUCCUUCUUCAAGAAGAAGUGAAUGUGUGCUCAAAUUGUGAUGUGUGUUGUUGAGGAGUGUUCUGUUGUAUGGUUGUGUGGGGUAGGGGUAAGCGCAGGCGCGGAGGGGGG
Molecule: messenger RNA, 2132 nt
Organism: Salpingoeca rosetta
Lineage: Eukaryota; Choanoflagellata; Craspedida; Salpingoecidae
Exons: 1
Coding region: 385-2043 (552 amino acids)
Source: RefSeq, a predicted model, not a curated record